AUGUCUUUAGAGAAAAUUAUUGAAAGCUUGAUGUUGAGGGAACAAACUCUGGAAACUAGACCAACCAAAGAAGGAAUAGAUGUAAGACAAGAGCUAUUGAAGUUCCAUUCUACUUAUUAUUCAUCAAAUUUAAUGGCUAUCUGUGUCUUAGGAAGAGAAUCCUUGGAUGAGCUAACUUGCUUAGUGGUAAAGUUAUUUUCAGAAGUAGAGAAUAAAAAUGUCCCUAUACCAGAGUUUCCUGAACAACUUUUCCAAGAAGAACAUCUCCGGCAACUUUACAAAGUGGUACCCAUUAAGGACAUUAGAAAUCUUUACGUCACAUUUCCUAUACCAGACCUUCAGAAGUACUAUAAAUCAAACCCUGGCCAUUACCUUGGUCAUCUGAUUGAGCAUGAGGGCCCAGGGAGUCUUUUAUCAGAGCUUAAAGCCAAAGGAUGGGUAAAUACUCUUGUUGGAGGACAGGAGGAAGGUGCUAGAGGUUUCAUGUUUUUCAUCAUUAAUGUGGACUUGACAGAGGAAGGACUUUUGCAUGUUGAAGAUAUUAUUUUGCAUAUGUUUCAGUAUAUUCAGAAACUACGUACAGAAGGACCUCAAGAAUGGGUUUUCCAAGCGUGCAAGGAUCUAAAUGCUGUGGCAUUCAGAUUUAAAGAUAAAAAACGACCACGAGGUUAUACAUCAAAGCUUGGAGGAAUGUUGCAUGCUGUUGUUGUCUUCUCCUGUCCCAGCUCAUACUGCAGAGAACCUCAAGGAGACUGUGAUGUUUUCCCUUCAGGCACGGAGCAGCCCUGGGCAGAGCAAAGAAGCCACCUUCUUCAUGGCUACCCAACAACCCCGUUAAACAUGCCCAGCUGUCAAGCACUUAUUCAGCAGACCCUGGAUGAAUAA
Tyto alba (common barn owl) is the source of this 885-nucleotide messenger RNA. RefSeq names its product insulin-degrading enzyme-like. Gene Ontology annotation, biological process: peptide catabolic process. The record is from RefSeq and is a predicted model, not a curated record. Gene Ontology annotation, cellular component: peroxisomal matrix; cytosol; mitochondrion. The coding region runs from base 1 to 885 and encodes 294 amino acids. Lineage: Eukaryota; Metazoa; Chordata; Aves; Strigiformes; Tytonidae. The transcript has 8 exons. Gene Ontology annotation, molecular function: metalloendopeptidase activity; metal ion binding.